GCAGUCGCACGCGAACACGUGCGCGCACCGCCUUCGCGCUAUCGCUCCCUAGUCCGCUACACCACCCGCGCCCUACACACCCCAUUCGCUCAAUAUUUUGAGGACAUCAUACUUUAAUAUUCCCCACGACGGAUCGUUCUAUUAUUAAACUCAUUUUUACAUCUCAUCUUCGUUUCCGGCAUACGUUAUCACCGUCUUGGUGAAUUAAACGUUAUUAGGUCAAUAGUAAGUCUUUUACAUAGAUAGCUUACAUCAUCGAACCAUGAUUUCGGCGGGAAACCUAUUGCAAUACAAUAAGAAAUUGCUUCAUUAUUAUUUUGCUUUAAUAUCAUCUUAAUAAUUUAUGAAUAUGACAUUUAAUUAUUAUUGUGAAAGUGAUUUAAUGAUAAUCAGUAAUUUAAUAAAAUAUGCUUUAUAAGUGAACUCGGAAAAAAAUUGUGAAUGUGAAUGUGUUCAGUGUGAGUACGGAGAUAUGCUGACAUUUAAUACAAAAUUUAAUGGGAAACAGAUAUAAUUUACGGGACAUGAAAAUAGUAUUUACGGCCUACAAAAGUAAACAAACAUGUCUCGCCACGCUAUGAUUUAAGGAUUUUUAAAAAUGGGAUGUUACUGAUAGAAAUGGAGAAAUCAAUGCAGCCACGAACGUUAAAUAAAUAUUCUUGUUGGGUAUGUCUAGUGCCACCAUGGGGUUUCACCGAUCGAGAAGAAGAACAAUUAUAUACAGCAUACACUAAACGCCAGCGUCAACGUGCUAUUCCACGGCUACUUAUCACUGGUGUAUUGCUACAGGCGUUUGCAAUUGUAGUACCAGGAGAACGAGAUCUCUUUUUUGCGUACAGCUCAGUGGUGAUAUCGCUAUUUGCUAAUUUAACCCUGGCUACAGUAUAUUCCUGUUUCCGUUCUGCGCGUCCUGUAUUAAAUCAUGUCGCGUGGUUUGCUCUAUGGAUACAGCUCCUCAUAAGUGUUUCCCGUCGUCUUGGUGACUCAUAUAACGAGCUGCUGGGUUGGGCCAUCGUUCUACAAUACUUCACAUUAGCAACUCUGCCAUUCCAUUGCAUAAUAUUGAUAUUAUACAGCGUUAUUUCUUUCACCGCUUAUCUCCUCGUACAAUAUUAUAAUGCUUCAACUUCAGAAAGUCGACUGGCAGAAGAUUUUUGUUAUCAGCAAAUUGCAAAUGGUUCACUUCUGUUGGGAGCAACGCUAUUAGGAGGAACUGCAUAUGCAGUAGGUGAGCGACAACAACGUUGUGCUUUUCAAGAAACCAAACGAAGUUUACGGGACAAGCUUACCAUUGAACAGCAAAGCAAAGAACAGGAGCGUUUGCUUCUAUCAGUGCUUCCUGAGCACGUAGCAAUACAAAUGAGACAAGAUCUUGGCCUUAUCGAUACGCAGUUCAAAAAAAUUUACAUGUCGAGGCACGAAAACGUUAGCAUCCUGUAUGCGGACAUCGUAGGCUUCACGGCUAUUUCUUCUACUUAUUCAGCACAAGAUCUUGUUGCAAUUCUUAACGAGUUGUUUGCACGAUUUGAUCGACUUGCCGAGAAAUAUCAACAGCUGCGUAUCAAAAUCUUGGGUGAUUGUUACUAUUGUAUCAGUGGUGCACCAGUAGAGCGACCUGAUCAUGCAGUUCUGUGUGUCCACAUGGGUUUAUCUAUGGUUAAAGCAAUUAAAUACGUGCAACAAACUACCAAUUCGCCCGUAGACAUGCGAGUUGGUAUACACACAGGAGCAGUUUUGGCGGGAGUAUUGGGGCAAAGACAGUGGCAGUUUGACGUAUACUCGCGUGAUGUAGAACUUGCCAAUAAAAUGGAGAGCAGCGGGAUGGCUGGUCGUGUUCACAUAUCAGAAGUAACGCUGAGUUUCCUUAACGACGACUUUGAAGUUGAGCCAGCGCAUGGCGAGCGCCGCGAAGAGAUGUUGAGGCAGGCUGGCAUCAAAACAUUUUUCAUCGUUCGUGUAUUGAAACCUUACCAGGGAGGCGAAGAAAAAAGUGCCCCUGAGGGCGAGGCGGUAGAGGGUGGCGAUGCGAACGACGCGCUCUCCGACCUCAAAGACGACGAUGAGGACUCGGUUCUAUCACCGCAAGACGAGAGCAAGGACAAUGAAGAAUUGAAAAUACUCAAUAUGUUACGAGAAGAGCUCGUGAAUAGAGAUGAUAAUAAGGAAUUGGCGGACGCGACUACUCUCUGCCUGACGUUCAAGGCGGUGGGCGCAGAAGCGACGUAUGCGCGACGAAGCGACCCCUGCCCACUGGCAGUGGCAGCACCACCAUUAAUGCUGCUUCCAGCGGUGGUAGCGCUAGCGAGCUUCGCUGUGCCGCCCACCUUAUCUUUGCAUGCCGUUUACCUCGCCCUGAUACUAGAGACCGGCCUAAUUAAUGUUAUAUACUAUGCCUGCUUCAGAUAUGCACAGUUUAAGAAAAAGUCCAUUAGUCCUUAUUGGAAAUUAACAUGUGGCACAUUCAACAUAGCAAUGUUUGUUGCAGCUAACGUCGCUCCUUUAAUUAUCUGUGGUAAUUUUGAAGCGAUGUUGAUGGAGGAUGGCCUGAGAGAGGAUGCGCCAGCUCACAGUGGGGCGCGUCGCUGCAUUCAUCCUUCAUACUACUAUCACGUGGGCGCGGGAGCACUAUGCGGUGCGCUGUGGGUUUCGCCCCUGGGCGGAUGCGCGCGUGCCGCGCUGCUGGCCGCGCUGGCCGCCGCGCACGCGCUGCCCGCCGCGCUGCAGCCCGCGCUGCUCGCACCGCGGCCCUCGCUCGACCGCGACCCCUACCGCGCGCCCUACAAUCACACCGCCGACUACGACCCGCAUCUCCUACACGUGCUAGCCAAAAUCCACACUGGACGCAACAUUAUAAUGCUGUUCUUCGUGAUGAUAGCGCUACUGAUUUUCAAUAGAUAUAGCGAGUCCCUGGAGCGUGCGCGGCACUCACGCGGCGAGCGCAUGCGCGCGCAAGCGGAGCAGGCGGCCGACCUGCGCCGGCGCAACCAGGCGCUCGUGCACAACGUGCUGCCGCCACACGUCGCCAGGCACUUCAUGGGCGCUCGCCACCACCACCGCGACCUCUACAGCCAAAGCUACGCGGAGGUUGGCGUGCUCUUUGCUUCUAUGCCCAACUUCUCGGAGUUUUAUUCGGAAGAAACAGUUAAUAACCAGGGCCUGGAAUGUUUGCGAUUUCUCAACGAGGUUAUAUCAGACUUCGAUUUGUUGCUCGAAGAUGCCAAAUUCAGUAAAGAUAUUAUAAAAAUUAAGACAAUUAGUUCCACAUACAUGGCUGCCUCAGGCUUAAAUCCAACCCGACAGAUGCAGCCUUCAGAUGGUGUGCUGGUUCGAUGGGCCCACCUCGCAUGCCUGGUGGAAUUCGCACUCGAAUUGCAGCGAGUGCUGGCUGCGAUAAACGAACAAUCCUUCAAUCACUUCGUGUUACGGAUGGGUGUCAACCACGGGCCGAUCACGGCGGGCGUUAUCGGCGCCCGCAAACCUCACUACGACAUUUGGGGCAAUACUGUAAACGUUGCCUCCCGUAUGGAGAGUACGGGAAAAGCAGGUUGUGUACAGGUGACAGAAGAAACGUGCCAUAUUUUAGAGAGUUUUGGAUACUACUUCGAACAGCGAGGUCUAGUAGCAGUCAAGGGCAAAGGCCAGCUAAUGACUUACUACCUACAGGGCAAGCGUGACGCACCCCCCACGCAAAUUGAAAAAUCUGCUAUGGAUGAGACUACAAAUGAAGGUGAAGCUCUUUUGGCAAAUGGUGAUGCGACGACGACUGCACAGUGUGCCUUGCCGCACCGCGCCGAUCAUGACGCCGACCGCCCUCUGCUCACCGCCUAAGUUCUUACUACAAAUACUGUAUUCUAUAUCUUCCCUAGUCUAGUCAGAGCAAUGUGUACCGAAUUGUCAUGUAAUCGCUCGAAACAUGCCAAAGACGUUGGAUAACUAGUUGCUCUUUAAAAAACUUAAGUUAAAUGAUCUAUGUGUUGCAUGUAAUCAGUAUCGACAAAAUUUAUUUAUACUAAAUGUAUCCAGUAUUAUAUUUGAUAACUUUAUUAUAGUCUGUAUCAAUAAAACUUUUUGAUAUUGAUAUAAAAUUAUCUCAGUAAAUCUAUCUAAAAGAAAUUUUCUAUUUGUAUAAAUACUGGACAUCAGUAAAUUGAAAUAGCUGCUGAACAUAAACCUCCGCUUUGGAGAGAUUUUUCCAGUAGUUGCCAUGUUUGGCAGGCGGAUUGACAACCGUAGUUAGGCUUUAGAGAUGUUUUAAGAGGGACGCUGCUGUCAAUUCCUAGCCCUCACUUUCUCACCUCUUACGACACCCACGAGAAAGGAAGGGUGGCCUAUUCUAUGCCGGGAUCACACGGCGAAAUUGCAUAGUGGACGUCUUUUAUUCACAUGUUUACAUUUUCAUUAAGUUUUAUUGAAACAGACCACACAUAUUAUUUUUCAGUUGCCAUCAAAGAGUGAAUACUUACUUUAAUAAUAUUUAACGAACUAAGCUUUUAUAAACCUUAUGAUUACCUUUGUAAUCUUGUUAAAUUAAAACAAAUAUUUAUUUUGUAUACAUUUUCAACUUGAAUACGUAUAUUAGGCAGGUGAGCAAUAAUAAUUUUAUUAGAUGCACUGUUGUUUUUACUCUGUUUAAAUAUAUCAGUAAUAUAAGUAAUUUAGGAAUGUUUCGAAUGGAAUUUUAAAUAGCUAUUUAAAUGCACUAUUAGUGCCUUGCGUAGUUGGAAUCAGAUUAAAAUGACACCAAAAGUGUUGCUCUAUGGCAGCUGAACGUGAUAGUGGAUUGUCUAUUACAAAACUAAAAUCUUUAUUAUCUGAUAUAAUAUGACACAAAGCUAACUUAAAUUAUUUUUAUUACAAUAAUUAUAAUAAAUUAAACGAGUAAGACUCUCACUAUCUUCUCGUAUGGUAUUUAAAAACACAAAUGUAUAAAUUAACUUUAAUAUUUGUAAUGGAGCAAUAGAUAAUAAUGUUGGUGGAUAUUAUAUUAAAUAUGAUUUAAUUGAAUUUGUUCUCAAAAUUUCAAGCCUAUACGUUAUAAACAUGUCAGGCAUAUGUUCGGUACAAAUCUCGUGCGACUGAGUGCUAAUUUGAAACAUUUUUAGUAUGAGAACUAUGUCUUUCCUCAGGUCAACUGACUACGUUUAACCCUUCUUUGCAUGUUUUUUUUUUAUUUUUGUUAGUGAAAUAAAUCAAGGUGAUAUAAUUCAUAUUCAAAGUUAAAAUAAAAAUGGUUAAAAAAAU
Messenger RNA from Galleria mellonella (greater wax moth), 5241 nucleotides. RefSeq names its product adenylate cyclase type 8 (gene Ac3). Lineage: Eukaryota; Metazoa; Arthropoda; Insecta; Lepidoptera; Pyralidae. Bases 604 to 3828 code for a protein of 1074 amino acids. The transcript has 21 exons. Gene Ontology annotation, molecular function: adenylate cyclase activity. Gene Ontology annotation, biological process: adenylate cyclase-activating G protein-coupled receptor signaling pathway; cAMP biosynthetic process; intracellular signal transduction. The record is from RefSeq and is a predicted model, not a curated record.